This is a messenger RNA of Ceratotherium simum simum (southern white rhinoceros), 2353 nucleotides long. The record is from RefSeq and is a predicted model, not a curated record. Lineage: Eukaryota; Metazoa; Chordata; Mammalia; Perissodactyla; Rhinocerotidae.
AGCCCGCUGAGCGCCAUUUCCGCGGCUCCUGCGACUCCCAGUGCGGCGGUCACCGGCACCCCUGGGGCAGAUUCUCCGCUUCUACUGGAGGGUAAAUCCGGUCCCUUUUAGUCCAUUUAGCCAGAAAUCCAAGCUUGGCCAGUGGUGGAAGUAAGUUAUAUUCUCUUGGAACUCAUCAUGAAUUCCGUGAAGCCUGAAGAGAACAAGUCAUUCAGUGCUACAGAAAAUGACCAGAGUACCAGACCUGAAGUUUCAAAGGAUGUCACGAAGCAGACAUGUUCUGGCACACCUGUUAAUCGUUCUCUGUCUGAUACAGAAGAGUGUAGUGGCACCAUUAAGCAUGAAAGUGAAGUUAUUAAGCGUGAAGCAUCCCAUGAAAUUCAGAACCCAAGUUUGAGCACCAAUAAACAAUGUAGUUUCACCUUUACUUUGAAUGAAAGCUCCAGGAAGCCAGACCGUAGUGUGUUUACAACAUAUGGUGAACUCAAUGAGAAUAUCUACUCAGCUCUGAACGCUAAUGACAAUUUCAGUGAAAGGAUGAAGAAUCAUUUGAAUAAGAACAUUAUUGUUUAUGAAGAAAAAACAAUAGAAGGAUAUAUAAAUUUAGGAAUGCCUCUCAAGUGCCUACCUAGAGGUUCUCAUUUUAAAAUAACAUUUGGUCAAAGAAAGAGUAACCAGGAAGAAGAUGAUCAGCUAUUACGCCAAUGUAAAAAUCCAAAUGUCGAAUGCAUUCUUUUUCACGUUGUUGCUGUUGGGAAGACGAUAAAGAAGAUUCUUAAGAUCAAGGAACUUCAUGAAAGAGGAAGUACACUUUGUAUCUAUGCCUUGAAGGGUGAGACUAUCAAAGAAGCCCUGUGUGAGGAUGGCCGAUUUCGGUCUGACCUAGACGAAUUUGAAUGGAAACUAAUGGAAGGUCAUAAUAAAAUUCAUGGAAAACAGUCCAAGGUAGAUGAAGUAUCUGGAAAAGUCUUAGAAAUGGACAUUUUUAAAAAACAAUUUGUCAGGAAAGGUACCUUUAAUAAAAUUAAACAGGAGAAUGAAAAUGCCACUGAUGAAACCAGUCCCUUGCGUCCGAUACAGUCUAAGAUUGAGGUCUAUGAAGAAGACAAAGAUGGAGAGACUGAGGAUGCAGAACACAACAGAGGGAAAAAAACCUCACGAGUUAGGCAAGGGCCCCAUAUGGCUGUGCAAUAUGCUAUUAAUGAGGCUAUCCAGCAGGAGGCAACUAAUCUCAGGAUAAAGAAUUUCCAAAUGUUGGGCAAAGUUAUAAUGCAUCAGUAUCCGAAUUUUAAAGAAGAGACACUUUGGAUGAGAAAGUAUUUUCGGGAAGAGCAGAAGAGAACAAAACUGCCAACGUUUAAACAAUUCAACCUAUAUAAAAAGUACUUUGGAAAAGUGACUGAAAAUUCUACUUCAGUUGCAACCUAUGAACAUCUUAUUCAUCUUAGUAAGUCAGUCGGGUACAUGAGAUGGGACAAUAAUGGAAACACGGGCAAUGCUACUUGCUUUGUCUUUAAUGAUGGUUAUAUUUUCACCUGUCGACAUGUUGUAGAUCUUAUGGUGGGAGAAGGGACAGAUCCAAGUUUGUGGCCAGAUAUAAUAAGCAAAUGUGCAAAGGUAACUUUCACUUAUAACAAGUUCUGUCCUACUGAUGCUGAUUGGUUUUCCAUCGAGCCAUGGUUUGAAGUGUCUGAUGCAACUCUAGAUUAUGCCAUUUUAAAACUAAGAGAAAAUGGAAGUGGAUUUCCUCCAGGCCUGUUUAGACAAAUUUCCCCUCAACCAGAUAAUGGUUUGAUUUAUUUAAUUGGUCACCCAGAAGGCCAGAUCAAGAAAAUAGAUGGUUGUGCUGUGAUUCCUCUAGGUCAACGGCCAGGGAGGUACCCACAGCAUCAUCAAGAUGGGGUGGUAGGACCCUAUGCUGCCACUUACAGUGCUUUCCCUAUGUUUACCCAAAGAAGUUUCCUAUCAGAGGCUUGGAGAAUUGACACACUUAGCUAUGAUACUUGUUUUUCUAGUGGGUCCUCUGGCUCCCCAGUGUUUAAAGCAUCUGGCCACUUGGUUGCUGUGCAUUCCAUUGGGCAUUUUUAUCAAUGUGGUAAUAUGGUGCAUGCUGUUAUUGAAUUUGGCUAUUCUAUGGAGUCAAUUCUUUGUGAUAUUAAACAGAAAAAUGAGAGCUUUUAUAAAUUACUAAAUGAAGAGAAAAAUGAGAACCACAGUGAAGACAAAAAUAACAAACAAGAGUCGUCAUUUCAAGAUCAUCAGAUUGAACCCAUGGAACAUUAGAAAGAAGAUGCUGUUUUCAGGAAAAUAGGCCAAUAAUUUAGAGUAUUUGGGGCUGUUUCCUUAAAAUAUA